This is a messenger RNA of Rubroshorea leprosula, 2068 nucleotides long. The record is from the annotation of a GenBank genome assembly. NCBI's taxonomy places the organism in Eukaryota, Viridiplantae, Streptophyta, Magnoliopsida, Malvales, Dipterocarpaceae.
GGUAUGUUCAUGGAGAGACAUCUAGUAAUACAGUAAGAAACUUUGAAAGGGAAUCUUCUAAUAUGGAGUUUGUUAGAAAUGAGGUAGAUGCAUUAUACCAUGAAAUGGUAGUUGAUGCAAUAGGUGCACAGUCUGAAUACAAUGACAGGCCAAUGGUUGAGGAGCCAAAUAGUAAGGCAAGAGAAUUUUAUGAUCUCUUGCAUGCUGCAGAAGUCCAUAUAGAAUCUCGUUAUGAGCCAAGGAAUAUGUCUGCUAUAAGGCAGAAAGAUGUUCCAAGGAAAUCUUUGUGGUACCUUCCAAUUACCCCAAGAUUGCAGCGACUAUACAUGUCUAGAAAAACAGCAGAGCAUAUGACAUGGCAUUUGAAAUGCCGUGAGGAUGCAGAUGAAGUUAUUCAUCCUGCGGGUAGUGAGCGUCUCUUGCCAAUUGCUUUCCGUGAUUUCCUCAUAGAUGAAGUUUGGGAUCCCUUAAUUGAAAUGAGUAACAUUUUUAGAGCUUUAACUGCUCCGAUUAUUCAAGUCAGUAACAUGGAGAUGUGGGAGGAAAAAAUUGUUGAGACCAUUUGCAAGUUAGAGAAAGUAUUCCCGCUAGCAUUCUUUGACUCAAUGGAGCAUUUGGUUAUCCAUCUACCAUAUGAGGCAAAAGUUGGAGGACCUGUCCAAUUUCGUUGGAUGUAUCCUUUUGAAAGAAAAAUGCAUAACCUUAAGAAAACAGUGUUGAACAAAAAUUGUCAACCACUAGGUGGAGAAAUGCAUAUGCGUGCAUUGUCACCCAAAGAAUUAAAGGCAGCAGAACUUUAUGUUUUGCUUAAUUGUGAAGAAGUUAAUCCAUGGAUUGCGCUUUUUGAUUAUCAAGUAUGUUCCGGUCUAUCAGAGGAUCAAAUUCAAAUCAAACGACAAUUUGAAUUUAUUCCUUGGUUUAAGACAAUAGUGCAUAGUGGAAGAUAUGAGGUUGAUUCUCGCCUUUUGCCUUUAGUAACUAGCCUAGUCAAUAACGUUAGGGUAUACAAUGGUUAUUGGGUUAAUGGAUUUCAGUUUCAUACUAUCGCAUAUGGACAAAAUAAAAAGACCAUGAAUAACGGUGUUUGUGUGAAGGGAACCACUUUCAAUGAUGAGUCAGAUUAUUAUGGGAGUUUGAAGGAAAUAAUUGAGUUUCAUUAUUUUGACUCAUAUGUUCAUCAAUCAGUGAUUUUGUUCAAGUGUGAGUGGUAUGAUAUCAACAAAGGUAUUGUGGUCCAUCCGACAUCUGGUAUAGUUCACAUAAAUCCUCGGUUUAAAUUACAAACAGAUGAACUAUUCAUAUUGGCCAGUCAAGCUCAACAAGUGUUUUAUGCCUGUUACCCAUCUCAAAAUCCUUGUAGAAAAGGGUGGUUUGCUGCAUGUAAGAUUAGAGCAAGAGCAAUAAUCGACACUUCAUCGUUGAGUGAUGGUGGAAAUGUUUAUUAUCAAGAUGAUGAUCCUCCUAUGCCACAAUUGGUGCAAUCCUCGACUGUUUUAAAUGAUCAUGUUUCACUAGCAUCUCAAGGGGGAGAAGAAGUGGUGAUUAGUGAGGUCAUGCAAUUGCCAUAUGUGACAAAGGAAGAAUGUGUGGGUGAGGAUGACGAUGAAGAGGAAGAGUUUGAUGGAACGGAAACAUCGGAAGAAGAAGAGCAACCCACUGUUACUCAGCCACCAUUGGCUGAUGACCAGUUCACUGGUGAUGAUGCAACAAUGGAGGAGGACACUGAAGAGCGUAAUUUGGAGGCUGAGUUGGAUGCUGAGUAUGUUGUGCUUGAUCCUGAGUUAGAUGCUCAGUUGGAGGAGGAGCUAUCAUGUGCUAUCCCGAAGACAGGACGUGGCAUGGAUAAAGGAGAUGACGCUCCUGUAGACCCAAGUCAAAGAAAGGUGCUUAGCCUUAAUUCCCGAGGCACAUUCAGCCAUGAGAGGUUUGGGAGGACAGCCACAGUAAUUUGGAAGUACUUGUAUGAUGAGCCAGUGCUUUUUUGGCCUAGCUGGCCUAAGGAAAAGAAGAAGGUUGCCUGGGAGAAUUUUCAAGUAUGAAAAUUAUAGAAUAAAAUGAAGUAUUUUUU